This is a messenger RNA of Ictalurus punctatus (channel catfish), 1932 nucleotides long. RefSeq lists its product as uncharacterized. The coding region runs from base 329 to 1084 and encodes 251 amino acids. The record is from RefSeq and is a predicted model, not a curated record. The transcript has 6 exons. Lineage: Eukaryota; Metazoa; Chordata; Actinopteri; Siluriformes; Ictaluridae.
UUUUUUUUUUCCCAGCAUGCUCUUCUUCUGCAAAUCUGCAUACAGGACGGUUGCAAUCCUCUUAGCGGACAGUGCCGAGAUUAGGAAAGAGGCUUAUCAAGGGACGAAAGAGAAAGAGAGCUUGCAGUUUUCUACCGAUCCAGGACCUGUGCAUGGAGUGAGAAAACACAAAUCUGGUCCCAGAUCAGGACAAAACAGAGUAUAGGGCAUAAAAAGUGUGGUCGUGAAGUCAAGUGUCACAUUACUGCCUGUACCGGUUGCCUAGCAACCUCCAAAUAAUAAAGGGUAUUCGAAAGUAAGGGGGCAAGUGCACUCGACAGAGGUAAACAUGUAUCAGCGCGCGGAGAUACACCUGCCCCGAAAGAAGAAGGUACGAGAAGCAUUCCGCUCAAACACCUACAGGAUAUUUGAUGAAAACAUCCCAGAGCGAUUAAAUCCAGACGAGGUGUAUAAGGACCACAAAUAUGCAUCCCGAGACCCAGAAGCGACAGAGGCGCUAAAGACACACAAUAUCCCACAACCUUACAACGUCAAGUUCAUCAGGACCAACGUGAGGUUCCUCAAUGAGCCCAUUGUUCAUAUGGAAACUGAGAACACGAAGGACGAACAGUCUAAAUGGUGGCUAAAUACACCAGACAAGAAAGAUCCUAGAAAAACAGCAUACAGUAAGGAGAGCACUCAGAGACGUGAUUACCAACCGAUCACGCACAUUCCAGUGACCAGGGUUCGAGAGGCGAGAAAUAAGACUCCAGCUACAGGAAUAAUUCCAACUUUGGGUCCUCUUGGCCAGCCUGAAGAACUAGUGGAGCACAUGUCCUUCAUUCACCAGUAUGACUCCAGGAGAAUUCACGACCAACCCUAUCAAGGAAGACGUCACGGAGCCUUUGUGUGGAGCAAGAGGGAGGCGAUGGGGCCCAGUGCAUUCCAAGGCUCGGAGGGGCUUCGUUCGGACUCAGAGGGGAAAACAUACAAUAUGAACUCUUCCCAGCAUGCCCUUCUGUCCUCUCUGCAGAUGGAUGUGUCCACUGGGACCUUCUCCACCCAGUCAACCCCUGACCAAGGGGAACUCCUACAGCAGGAAUGACAAGAUGGCAGGGAUCCCCGCUUAGUCCGGUGAGGAUCAAAGAGACACUGGAGAGAACCAUGCUGCACGUGGGUUUGGGAAAUGAAUCGUCCCUGCCAUCUCCGGGUGUCUUAUAUCAGUUCUGUUACAAACUGUAACUUAUAAUAAAGAGAUAUAAUACAGCUCCAUUUAUUUUCACAGCUGUGUUGUGCAUUGUACUUUUGAAAACAAGUUCGCUGGCUGAAAUGAUUUUUUUCACAUCAGUAGUGAAUUAUUAAUAUUUUGGUACUGCUCCUUAUAUUUCUGUAUAUUUUAGCAACGUACUCACCUUAAAUGAUUAUUUCAUCACCCAAAUACUUAAUCUGUGGCACAAAACAAACUAAAUGUGAUAUAGCGCUUGUUCCUUGACCCACCCACUAAGAGCCUCUUGCUGUUCCAUGCAUUACAGUAAUGCCUCAUCAAAUAUGAAUGCAUUAGGGGUGCACUAUAUGGAAAACAAAUUGCAGUCCUGAGGUUUAAAUGCUUAAUGGAGAGGCUGAGUCCACCCACACAGGCUGUAUUCUCAUAACACAGAAGUGGAGCAAUCGGGUUGUUUGUUUAAGCCGUGAUGCACUUGACUUUGACCCUAAACAUUAUGUCCAAAAAAAGGCAUGUGCAGUUUUUGUCUUGUGCAUUUUAUCUUUCCCACACAAUUGUAAUUCCAGAUCAAUUAAACAUCUGUAUCUAUGUGUGUAUGUGUAUAUACUAUAUAUACACAUCUGGUUUAGGAUUUGUGUUCAAAUGUCUGAAAUGUCAGUUUGUGAGGAAACAUGUAUGUUGAUUGUAAAAGUUUGCAUCCCCUUAAGACAAAAUGAAAAAGACAAAAAUUU